AUGGAGAACCUCCCGUCAUUCGUCGACCUCAUGAACAGCCUCGGGCUCGAGGACAAGGUCGCGCCACUCCCCUCAUCCCGCCCGCGUCCGCGCCCACAUGGUUCUGGCCACCGCCGCGCAUUUUCUGACACCUCUUCGAGCGAACUCGAUGGCGACCUCGAGCUCCUCAGACGCCGCCGCUCGCCUAUGCUUCGCGCAUACUCCCCGAACCACCUUUUUGUCCCGCCCGCUGACCAGGAUAUCCGCCUUUCGCGCCACGGCAAAGAUCGGUACUCUCCAUACGGAUCUGUUUCCUUACGGAACCGAGUAAGCAUGCCGUCGCUGAACGAGCACGAAACCAACCCUCCGAAUCGGGCCACAUCAACAUCCCCGCUCCACUCUGUCGGUUGCGCGCGCCCGAUUCGCACCAGCUCCCGCGCUUCGCGUUCGCGGUCCGGUAGCCAGAGCAGCUGGACUGGCGAGACGUUGCAACCGAUAUCCGCAUACGCCCGUCGCAAGGCGCCACGCAGCCCUAGCGUCUCACCGACGGCACCGACUUUUCCCGCUGCGAUUCGCGAGCCAUUUGCGCCUGUCGCGAUCCCAGCGCUUCUAUCACCUCUCCUUUUCCAGCCACAGAGCACACCUGACGUGCGGGCUCUGCCCACGUUGUCCCCGUCCAGUAGCCGCUCGAGCCUUUCUGAGCGAGAUGAGCUGGAACCCAUGGAGGACGACACGAACCCGUCCAACCUCGCAAUCCCUCGUCUCCUCAUUGUGGAGUAG
Peniophora sp. CBMAI 1063 is the source of this 759-nucleotide messenger RNA. The record is from the annotation of a GenBank genome assembly. Lineage: Eukaryota; Fungi; Basidiomycota; Agaricomycetes; Russulales; Peniophoraceae.